Messenger RNA from Ilex paraguariensis (yerba mate), 3605 nucleotides. NCBI's taxonomy places the organism in Eukaryota, Viridiplantae, Streptophyta, Magnoliopsida, Aquifoliales, Aquifoliaceae. The record is from the annotation of a GenBank genome assembly.
UUCCCGGUCACCCCCAGUGAAUAUUAAAUGCUGUCUGUCUCUCUCUCUCUGUCUGCACCUUUAAAGAAAUUCUCUCUCUGUUCUUGGAGUAACCACUUUACUCCAAUUUUUGUACCAGUACAUGCGAUUCAUCUCUACGUGGACUCACCCAGAAAAAGGUGCCUCCUUUUUCUGUACUAGGUUGUCUGUUCUUUAAUGGUUUCAUAUCCUAUGUUUUUGUGAUUGAAAAUCUCUAGUUCUUCUAUUGCUGUUCCUUAAUAAGAAACCCAGAUUUAGCUUCAAGGAAACUCGAAAAAACCCAUCGUUUUGAUUCUAGAAUUUCUAGUCUCUAUGAUGAUGGGUGGUGGAUCGUUUAAAUUGUUCAUCUGUGUUCUAUUAGUACCAUAUUUCGCAUGUUUUGCUAGUGGAUUUACUCCUGCAGACAUGUACCUUAUAGACUGUGGAUCACCUACCAACACUACGGUGGGUGACCGGGUUUUCAUGGCGGAUAACUUGGCCUCACAAUUACUUUCAACCCCUGAAAACAUCUUGGCCAAUAAUACAUCCGCAAAUUCUGCCACAUCAUCUGGUGAUUCGGCUCUUUAUCAAACAGCAAGAAUUUUUACUGCAACCACGAAGUACACGUUUUCAAUCAGCCAAAGAGGGAGGCAUUGGAUUCGCCUUUAUUUCUACCCAUUUGUCUAUAGGAAUUACAAUUUGAGCUUGGCAAAUUUCUCUGUUUCCACCCCAAAUUAUGUACUCCUUGGGAAUUUUAAUCCUGCUGGCUUGUCUUUUAAAGAAUUUUCAGUAAAUGUGACAUCCAGUACUCUUGAAAUCACCAUGACCCCUUUCAAAAAUUCGUUUGCCUAUUUAAAUGCUUUGGAAGUUGUCUCGGUCCCUGAUAUCCUCAUCACUGAUGAUGCCGCCUCUGUCAACCCUCCGGGGAGUUUCCAAGGUUUGAUGAGACAGGCACUGGAGACAGUUCAUCGGGUGAAUAUGGGUGGACCAACUGUCUCUUUUGAGAAUGAUACACUAUGGCGAACUUGGAUUCCUGAUCAGAGUUACUUGGUGCAAGUGAAUCUUGCUGAUAAUGUAUCAAAUAUCGCAAGUGUUAAGUAUCCUGCGGGUGGUGCGACGAUAGAUAUUGCUCCACCUAGUGUCUAUGGUACUGCUGCAAAGAUGAGAUCAGAAAAUGAUCCGACUAGCAACUUCAAUGUGACAUGGGAAUUCACUGUGGAUCCAGGAUUCCAGUACCUUGUGCGGUUUCAUUUUUGUGAUAUAGUGAGCAAAUCUCCUAACCAGCUCUACUUCAAUGUUUAUAUAAAUUCAUGGAAUGUUGUUCCUAAUCUUGAUCUGAGUACUAGAACCCUUGGCAUUUUGGCCACUGCAUAUUAUAUGGAUUUUGUUAUGGCAUCAGCUGAUAGUAGUAAGCUUCGGGUGAGUAUUGGUCCAUCUCCAGUUAAUAAUGCUUACCCUAACGCCAUUCUAAAUGGACUGGAGAUUAUGAAGAUGAACAACUCUGCAGGAAGCCUCAGUAAGGUGGCCUCUGUACCAUCUUCCUCAAGGCCAGGCUCAAAGAAGAAUGUGGGAGUGAUUGCGGGUGUGAGCAUAGGGGCAUCAGUUGCUGUGGUGAUGGCUGUCAUUCUAUUUUUCUUGCAUAGAAGAAGAAAAAUGGAACGUCUACGCCAGUCCAAAACGUGGAUUCCUUUAUCCAUUAAUGGAGGAACUUCCCACACUAUGGGAAGUAAGUACUCCAAUGGAACAACCGUUAGUGCUGGCUCUAACUUGAGCUACCGCUGUCCUUUUGCAGCAGUUCAAGAGGCAACAAACAACUUUGAUGAGAGUUGGGUUAUUGGAAUUGGUGGUUUUGGGAAGGUUUACAAAGGAGUUUUAAAUGAUGGCACAAAAGUGGCUGUUAAGAGGGGUAAUCCCAGAUCCCAACAAGGUCUGGCAGAGUUCCGAACUGAAAUUGAGAUGCUGUCUCAGUUCCGCCACCGCCAUUUGGUUUCAUUGAUUGGGUAUUGUGAUGAAAAAAAUGAGAUGAUUUUGAUUUAUGAAUAUAUGGAGAAUGGGACCCUCAAGGGUCAUCUUUAUGGCUUAGGUCUUGCCAGCUUGAGUUGGAAGGAGAGGCUUGAGAUAUGCAUCGGAGCAGCCAGAGGGCUUCACUACCUUCACACCGGCUAUGCAAAAGCAGUUAUUCAUCGUGAUGUGAAGUCAGCAAACAUAUUGCUGGAUGAGAAUCUUAUGGCCAAAGUUGCCGAUUUUGGACUCUCAAAGACAGGCCCUGAAAUUGAUCAAACCCACGUGAGUACUGCGGUGAAAGGGAGCUUUGGGUACCUUGAUCCUGAAUAUUUCAGAAGGCAACAGCUGACAGAGAAAUCAGAUGUGUACUCAUUUGGGGUGGUUCUGUUUGAAGUUCUUUGUGCCAGGCCUGUGAUAGAUCCAUCUCUUCCAAGGGAGAUGGUGAACUUAGCUGAAUGGGCAAUGAAGUGGCAGAAGAAGGGGCAGCUGGAGCAAAUCAUUGACGCUAAUCUUGCCGGAAAAAUAAGACCGGAUUCUCUUCGGAAGUUUGGAGAAACAGCAGAGAAAUGCUUGGCUGACUUUGGUGUUGACCGACCAUCUGUGGGAGAUGUCUUGUGGAAUCUUGAGUAUGCACUUCAACUUCAAGAAGCAGUUCUUCACAAUGAUCCUGACGAAAACAGUACUAAUGUCAUUGGUGACCUCUCUCCACUAGUCAAUGAUUACAACCAUGUUGAUGUUGUUUCAGAUGCUCAGUUCGAAAUGUCAAGUGCGGAUGAUCUUUCGGGGGUUUCAAUGAGCAGGGUGUUCUCACAGCUGGUGAAGUCUGAGGGUAGAUGAUUGAAUGAAGCUCGUAUAAAAAGAUGUGUUUAGCUCCUCCUCUUUGCUUAAUACCUUUUUGGUUCUUCAACGGUCCAACCUCUACUCAUGCCAUCAUGCAUGGUACCUAAAAGAUAUUCCCUUCAUUUUGCUGGAAAUAAAAGAAGCAGACUACUAGAGUUAAAGGUCACCUUGCUUUAGGCAAAGUAUUGGAAGUGCCUUUGAAUACUAUGAAGUGGCUUGCUCAUUGGAGGAACUGAAGAGGUCACUUUCGCCUAUGUCGUGAGCAUUGAUCGUUGAAGAGGAUUGUGUGGUUGUUUUCUGCACUUAUCAUGGGGCAUUGUGAGUUCUCUUUUGUACAAAAGAGUGAGUGGCUGUUACAUUCCUUUUUUCUUUGGCUUUUUGCAUGAUUAAUUACUAUGUAGGAUUGUAUCGUGUGUGGCUCUUGAACAAUUCUUAAGGUUACUGUAAUCUUGUUCUCAACUUGUUGGACAGAUGGUUCCACUAUCCUUCCCUGGCUACCAUGUCUAUUAUUGUGAUCUUUCUUGGUACAUCUAAAGUCAGCUAUAGCGUGGUUGUCACUAUAUUGGUGUCCUUUGUUUUUUCUCCUAGAAUCUUUGGAAUGGUUGGGUAUGCCUAGCCUCCAUUGUAGGGAACCUAACCCAUUGGAGCAGACGAAAUGGGUGGUGCCUUAUUGUUAGACUUUGGGGGUUUGGGAAUGUAUCCCCCCCCCGACCAUCGAGUCAGUCUACGUUUGCUUUAUAUGACAAGAAUUGAUGUGUGAGUUC